AUGGAGAAGCGUAAGGGGCCGGAGACAACACUCGUGGAGCUGCUGGGAGGGUCUGACUUUGUUUUGGUUGUUGAGGGCCCCAGAACCGUUUCGAAUGCAGACCAUGCUUUGAAGCGUCGAGUAGACACAAGGCUGACCCAGGAUAGCUUCCGGAACAACCUAACCUCCCGCAUGCUUGACGAACAAGCGAACAAUGGCACCGACAAAGCUCUCAUUGAUGUCGGACUCGAGAAUGAUGUCAGGCUCGAGGAUGAUGUCGGCUUAGUGAGAAGGGUUCUUCGAAACGCCAACUGCACCGCGGCCUUUGGAAGGAGGCUGGCCCUGGUCGGUGAAGCUUGCAGAACGCCUGCGGAGAUGUCGGCAUCGAUGCUAGAAAGUGUCGGCUUUGCCCAAGGGAGCAACAUCGUGGUCGGUCGCAUGCCGCGGGUUCCGGUGCUGGUACUUUUCCGUAGCCUGGAGGAGUGGAGAUCUCCAGUCCACGAUCUCCACAACAAGCUCUUGUCACCACAAGAUCCUCUCCACUGCAUGAUCCUCUCCACGACAAGACCCUCCCCCCAGGAUGACUGGCACAAAACCGUCCCUCCACGUCCAUCUCUCAAGUCCCUCUGUCAAGACUCUCCGCCACAAGACCCUCCUCAGGCUCACUGGCACAAGACCAUCCGCUGCAAGUUCCUCUCUCAAGACCCUCCACCACAAGGCUCUCCACUACAAGGCUCAUCACCACAAGACUUCCACCACAAGACCCUCCCUCCAAACCUGCAGCUUAACACGCACAUGGCACCAGCCAAGGAAAUGACUCAAAUCGCCCCAGUGCGAAACUGGGCUCUAGCAUACUGCUGGCAGACACGCACAGGGGUAAAACCCCAGGCCAUAGCAUUAUGCAGGUCCGGGACAGGCGUACUCUGGCAGCCGGGUGGUCCUGUCCCUCAUAUGGAAGCUGUCAUCGCCCCCGUCGGCACCGGCAAGCGGAGCCCGUUCGGUCUCCGCAUGCUCCACAUGCUCUGCGUCUGGGUCAAGAGCUAUCCGAACCUCAACUUCAAAGUUGACAUAUAUCCCCGCCUCGUCAACGCCCGGCGUGCCCGGCUCGCCAAAGGCAAGAGGUUGGGACCUGUUGACAAUGCCGUGUUUGCCGACCCCAGAAUCGCCACGCGCGCGGGGCUGAAACCGCAGGACAUCACCUCUGCGGCUUUGGACUGGGAGUUGUUCCUCGUUCUGGUUCCCGCCCCCAUCCUUCCUCAUGCAAAGGAGAAGGGCCCUGGUGGCAUCGACGAGUUCAAGAAGCAGCUCGCCAUCGCGCUCUGA
Molecule: messenger RNA, 1302 nt
Organism: Phialemonium atrogriseum
Lineage: Eukaryota; Fungi; Ascomycota; Sordariomycetes; Cephalothecales; Cephalothecaceae
Exons: 9
Coding region: 1-1302 (433 amino acids)
Source: RefSeq, a predicted model, not a curated record